AUGGCCUUAGUUCAAGGUUUGCAAUCAUGCCUCGAGCCUCCUCGGCGACCCGACUCCAGUCUCUUAACCCACAAAUCGUCUCCUCGUCCGCCCCAAUUACGUCAAACACCAAAACCCGAACCGAAUUCCGUGAUUGGUAACAAGAACAAUGGGUGGAGUUUCAGUGAUAUUCUUGAAAACCCAUCUUCGAAUCAUGUUAAGACCGAAGAAGUUUACGUUCAUCCGAUGGUGAAGCGAUCGGCUUCCGCAUUGAGCACCAAAAGCUUGGAAAUGUGUACGGAAAGUUUGGGGACUGAAACAGGGAGUGAUGUGAGUGAGAGCAGUGAUGAGUUUAGUUGGGAGGAGAGAGAGAGGUUUGGCGGUUUACGGCGGUCGAAAGCUCGGAUUUUUGGCCGGAAAGUGGAGAGCCACCGUCGAGGUGGCGGCUUCCCGCCGCCAUUGACCUCCAUCAGUGGCUCAGAUGGCACCGUGAAAGUGAGGCCUCACAGGGAAGGUGGGAGGUUGGUUAUCAAGGCUGUGAGUGUUUCCGAUUGUGGUACCAAGUUUGAAGCUGAACGUACAAAUGGAAGACUUAGGCUUUCAUUGUUGAAGGACUGUUGUGUAAUUGUCGAAAGUGGAAGGGCUGAAAUGAAAAAUGAAAACGGUGAAGAAGAGGUUUGUGGUGGUGGUGGUGAUGUGGAGGAGAGCGGUGGUGGUUGGUGGUGGGAGACGGACGGAAGUAAAACGAACGGCGGUGUUAGAACCGCAAUCCGGGCAUCAAAUAGACCGUCUAAGUUACCGAGCUCGUUUGAAGACUCGAAUGAGUUUGGGUUAACCAGGUGCAAAGACAGUGGGAAUGGGAAUAAAGGGAUCGGAAACUGGAGUUUGCUUCGGGUGGUUAUUUCUUGAAAAGAAAAACAAGCGUUGACGGUUGUUCUUACAAAAUUUCAGUGACGAUUACUAGCAAAUAAUAACGUUGAUUUAUAAGACCGUAACUGUUGUUACUGAAAUGCUAUUUAUCAAUCCAUCAUUUCUUAAGUUUACAAUCGUAUCGAGUCAGGUUGGAUCGUGUCGAGCCGAAUUUUCCCGAGUUGGUAAAAUAA
This is a messenger RNA of Cynara cardunculus var. scolymus (artichoke), 1082 nucleotides long. RefSeq names its product protein FANTASTIC FOUR 3-like. The transcript has a single exon. The record is from RefSeq and is a predicted model, not a curated record. Bases 1 to 888 code for a protein of 295 amino acids. Lineage: Eukaryota; Viridiplantae; Streptophyta; Magnoliopsida; Asterales; Asteraceae.